UUGAGUUAUAAAGCUGUUUCCCUUCUUGAAAACCACCCCCAGAUCAGACAAGAGGGGUCGUUCCUCCUGGUCUCCUGAUUCUCGUCCUCUUCUACACCGACCCGGUCCUCGCCAGCUCCCAAGUCCUGCAACAAUGUCUUUCGGUACCAAGGCCAAGCUUCUUUCCGGCGACGAGAUCCCCACUCUCGGCUAUGGCACGUGGCAGUCAAAGCCCGGUGAGGUGUCGGUCGGCAUCUAUGAGGCCCUGAAGGCCGGUUACCGCCACCUGGACCUGGCCAAGAUCUACGAGAACCAGAAGGAGGUCGCCGAGGGGCUGCACAAGGGCAUCAAGGACUUUGGCAUCAAGCGUGAGGACCUCUUCAUCACCUCCAAGCUGUGGAACAACGCCCACCGCCCCGAGCACGUCGAGAAGGCCCUCGACGACACCCUCGCCGAGCUGCGCCUCGACUACCUCGACCUCUACCUCAUCCACUGGCCCGUCGCCUUCCCCCUCGAGGGCGCCAUCGGCGAGGUGCUCUUCCCCAAGCACAAGGAGAAGCAGGGCGAGGUUGCCCUCGACAACGGCGUCUCCCUGGUCGACACCUGGAAGGCCCUUGUGGCCCUCCCCAAGACCAAGGCCAGGAACAUCGGCGUCUCCAACUUCACCGUCGACCACCUCAAGGCCGUCGAGGAAGCCUCCGGCGUCCGCCCGUCCGUCAACCAGGUCGAGCGCCACCCCCGCCUCAACCAGAACGACUCCCUGGUCCCCUACGCCAAGGAGAAGGGCAUCCACAUCACCGCCUACUCCGCCUUUGGCAACAACAGCUUCGGCCUGCCCCUUCUCAUCACCCACCCCACCGUCGAGGCCAUCGCCAACAAGCACAGCGCCACCGGCGCCCAGGUCAUCCUGGCCUGGUCCCAGGUCGGCGGCCACAGCGUCAUCCCCAAGUCCGUCACCCCCAGCCGCAUCGCCGCCAACUUCCAGGAGAUCAAGCUUGAUGACGACGACGUCAAGCAGAUCAACGACAUCGGCAGCAACGAGUACCAGCGCUUCAACGUCCCCGCUUCCUGUGAGUGGCCUCUGCUUCCCCUGCCAGCCCUGCCCGGCCGAGAAUGCUGACCCCGAUGCCUCCACAGACAACCCGAAGUGGGACAUCAACAUCUGGGAUGAUGAGAAGGAGAAGACUGCCUCCAACAAGGUGGUUGUGGUCUAGUAGUCUUUUGGACGGCGGGGCUGGGGUCGCGCAACGUGUUGGUAGAUGCCUCCGUAUAGGAUUGCAGCAAAAGCAAGAAAAGAAAAGAAAUUUGAACCUCGGUUUGCAUGUGCAUUCGACAGGCCAUGACCCCAGCGGCAAGCGUUUGCAUCGAGAAUGAGGCAAGGGGCCGGGGGUUGACGGGCUCGCAAUGAAUGGUCUCGCAGGCUUGUGAUGUGAUGAGACGGUCAAUGCUGCUCCACGGCCAGAACAGCCAAGGCGGUCACGGUCACCCCAACACGCCAUGCUCGGUGUCGGUAAACUUGGGGAGAAGGGCUCACUCAGGAUUGGCAAGGUAUUUCGUUACCACACUAGCAGAGCGGCGGCGGAGCCCUGCAGACGCUCACUGAUCAGCCGUCGUCAGACCUUGGACUCCACGCUAUUCCUUCGAAAUGUGGAAAGCCGGAUUUCCCCCUGGUCCAAGGGGCUUCUACUGCCGUCCAAGAAUGUGCUGUCGGCGGGGGUGGAGGCUGUAAGAAGCAUCGACUUGCGGCUGCUGCCACCACCACCACCAUCUUCAUCCACGUCGAAGUUGACAUAGCUACGCUUGCGGAGCCUCCUCUUCUGCCUACUCCUGCUCUGUGCCGACGGCCGGCUCGGUUGGUCUGACUCCUCACCUGCACUGCUCCCAAUGCCCAAGCAACGUGGCGCAUAGCGCGCGAUCAAAAUGCGGAUCGAUGGAAGGCAGGGACAAACCACGCCGAUGUCGAUCUCAAUCCCAGACCAGAUCCCUACCUCGACGAAGUCUCCUGUGUGCAGCUGUCUCACAAGACUGACGACGAAGAAUCUGCGGCCAACAACCAUCAGCUCGGAGGCAACUAAACAGGCCAGGUGCCGCGACAGGCUCGAACUGGAACACUCACGCCAGGCCGACAGUCAACAUGAUGCCCGCGAACAUCUUUCUCCUCCAGCUGAGAUUCAACUUCCAGAUCCCAGGCCAAGGAAGUGCAAUGAGCCACAAGUCCAGGGCUAUUCCAGCCCCGGCAGCCGCCCACGCAAGGGCGUUGGCAUUCCCGCAAUGACCCCGUACAGAUUCCUGCUUGUCCCACUGGUACCAGAAGAAACGUGUAGGCUGGCACUGCAGAAUAACGGCAAGAGUGAAAGACGUGAUGUGAACGGCGUUGAGGACCCCCGUCCAAUAGACGAAACAGUAGGUCGUAUAGUUGGAGGUUCGCGGGAAGAUACGGAGGUAGAAAAAGAUGAUGGAGGCGCGGAUCAGGCCCCUCGUCACGGCGUACAAGCCCAUGUUGACCCAGAAUAUUAGCAGAAGCCACGUGAUAUAGUCAUAGGGGACGUCCCAGACGUCGGUGCCCAUCCCGAGGGCCGCGGCACUGAUGUUUGUCGCGGCGAAGGCGGCGCAGCCCGCCUGUUUGUGUGCGGAUCAGUAACUAUAUCUUGCGUUUGCUUUUGAUUUGCUUCUGCAUUUUUUGCUCUUCUUUUUUCCUUGGCCGCAACUACGGC
Molecule: messenger RNA, 2693 nt
Organism: Diaporthe batatas
Lineage: Eukaryota; Fungi; Ascomycota; Sordariomycetes; Diaporthales; Diaporthaceae
Exons: 3
Coding region: 134-1099 (321 amino acids)
Cellular component (GO): cytosol
Molecular function (GO): aldose reductase (NADPH) activity
Source: RefSeq, a predicted model, not a curated record